Messenger RNA from Physeter macrocephalus (sperm whale), 988 nucleotides. It is a transcript of the gene CIAO2A, whose product is annotated as cytosolic iron-sulfur assembly component 2A. The record is from RefSeq and is a predicted model, not a curated record. The transcript is spliced from 5 exons. The coding region runs from base 132 to 614 and encodes 160 amino acids. Lineage: Eukaryota; Metazoa; Chordata; Mammalia; Artiodactyla; Physeteridae.
UUCUCUGCUCCCCUGGACCUUUAGGCUUGUCUUGGCCCGUUUGAAGACCAGGAAGUUGAUAAGUCGCGAGGCUCGCUGCUGAGAGACGGUGGCUCGGGUGGGACAGUCGCCAGGGAUGGCGGAGCGUAAGGAUGGAGCGGGUGUCCGGACUGCUCUCCUGGACGCUGAGCAGAGUCCUGUGGCUGUCGGGCCUCUUUGAGCGGGGAGCUGCCCGGCAGCCCCGGAUCAUGGAAGAGAAAGCGCUAGAAGUUUAUGAUUUGAUUCGAACUAUCCGGGACCCAGAGAAACCCAAUACUUUAGAAGAACUGGAAGUGGUAACGGAAAGUUGUGUGGAGGUUCAGGAGAUAAAUGAAGAAGACUAUUUGGUUAUUAUCAGGUUCACGCCAACAGUACCUCAUUGCUCUUUGGCGACUCUUAUUGGGCUGUGCUUAAGAGUUAAACUUCAGCGGUGUUUACCGUUUAAACAUAAGUUGGAAAUCUACAUUUCUGAAGGAACUCACUCAACAGAGGAAGAUAUCAACAAGCAGAUAAAUGACAAAGAGCGAGUGGCAGCUGCGAUGGAGAACCCCAACUUACGGGAAAUCGUGGAACAGUGUGUCCUUGAACCAGACUAAUAGCUGUUUUAAGAGCCACUGAACUGGAAUCAUUUGAUAUAUUUGUUUAAACUCUUUGUAAAAUGUAAAAGACUCAUGUUUAAUACGUAGGUGAUUUGUACCUCAGUGCAUUUUUUUUAAAGGAUGAUUUCCAAGUAAGAUUUAAUUAUAAGGUAGUACCUAGUUUGUUCAGUGUUUAACAUUCUCAGGAUUUGUAACACUUAAAUGAUCAGACAGAAAAAUAUUUUCUAGUAAUUAUGUGUCAGAUGAGUUGCUAUUUUUCUGAUGCCCAUUCUGAUACAACUGCUUUUCAUGUCAAAUAUUUACUGUGCCCAAAUGUAUUCAGUUUAAAUCAUUACUCUGUAAAUAAAUAAAACAGAGAUGAUUCUUGUACA